GACGGUGAGUGAAUGGUGGGGCUGGGCUGUGCGGUCCCUUCCCUCAAUAAGACACAUAGAAACAAAAAGUUAUAACUUAUAAAUUCCAUUUCCCCUUAUUUACUUGUUUCUUGGAUUCCUCCAUUUCCAAAUCCUUCACCCUCUACACACUACGAUACCAUUCUUUGCAUAAUACGAAAUCAUGGCAUCCGUUCAAAAAGUACUCGAUACAUUGCACAUGGGAGGCAAGGCACAAGCUGCCCCUCCUAAAGAGCCCAGCUCCACCGAGCUUGAACAGCUUAAGGAGAAGUACGCCAAAGCAAAGCAAGACCAAGUUUUUGCAUUUUACGAUACCCUCGAAGUUGCAGAGAAAGCUGCUCUCUACGAACAGCUUUCCAAUUUCGAUCCUGAAUAUAUCAACAAAAUCACCGACGCAGCUCUAAACCCACCCAAAACCCAAGAUGCCGACAAAGAAACUGGUCUCGAGCCACUCCCUGAGUCUGCGACUGCCAGUAUCCUCGAUUCACAAGCUGAAGAUAUUGAGAAGUGGUAUGAAACGGGUUUGGAUUUGAUUGCUGAAAACAAGGUUGCAGUGGUACUUAUGGCUGGUGGCCAAGGAACCCGUUUAGGAAGUUCAGCUCCAAAGGGCUGCUUCAAUAUUGGUCUACCUUCCGAAAAAUCCCUUUUCCAAAUACAGGCAGAACGUAUCCGCAGAGUUCAGAGAUUGGCACAUAAGAAGGCUGGUUAUGCAGCGGAUAAAAAGGUGGUGGUUCCAUGGUAUGUGAUGACCAGCGGACCAACUCGAGGACCUACCGCAGACUACUUUGAGGAAAAUAAAUACUUUGGCUUGGAAAAGGAGAAUGUUAUUAUCUUCGAACAAGGUGUUCUUCCUUGCAUUUCGAAUGAUGGUAAGAUUCUCCUGGAGAGUAAGGGUAAGGUUGCUGUUGCACCAGAUGGAAACGGUGGUAUCUACCAAGCCAUUGUCACAUCAAAUGUUAUGUCUGACAUGACCAACCGGGGUAUUCAACACAUUCACGCUUACUGCGUCGACAACUGUCUCGUCAAAGUCGCAGAUCCAGUAUUCAUUGGGUUUUCAGCUUCUAAAGAUGUCGACAUUGCUACAAAGGUUGUGCGAAAGAGAGAUGCCACCGAAUCUGUUGGUCUGAUCCUUCUCAAGAAUGGCAAGCCAGAUGUUGUUGAAUAUUCUGAAAUCGACAAGGAUACUGCUGAAGCUAAAGAUGUCAAGCAACCAGAUGUCCUGAAGUUCAGAGCAGCAAACAUCGUCAACCACUAUUACUCUUUUCGAUUCUUGGAAUCGAUCCCUCAAUGGGCCCACAAAUUACCUCACCAUGUUGCAAGAAAGAAGAUUCCUUACGUGGAUACUGAGAAGGGUACAACUGUCAAACCUGAGAAGCCAAAUGGUAUCAAACUUGAGCAAUUUGUCUUUGAUGUAUUCCCAAUGUUGGAACUUAACAAAUUUGCUUGUAUGGAAGUCAAACGUGAGGAUGAGUUCUCACCACUGAAGAACGCGAGGGGUACUGGCGAAGAUGAUCCAGAUACUAGUAAGAAACAUAUUAUGGAUCAAGGAAAACGAUGGGUGCAAGCUGCAGGUGCUACUGUUGUCGGCGAGAGUACCGAUGAUGGCAUCGAAGUUUCUCCAUUGAUCAGUUACGGUGGAGAAGGAUUGGAGAAGUUGAAGGGUCAGACCAUCACUGCCCCAGCUGUUUUGGAGAAGGAGCUGUCAUAAGUACCUUGGAAAGGUCAGAUGCACAAUUUAGGAACUUUUUGGAUUGGCUACAGGCCCUGAUAGCAAUAUUAUUAUUCAAUACAAGCGAAAUGUUCUGAAUUGAGCUGGAUAGCUAAAAGUACUACCUUCUAAUACAAGAUAUUAACAAGACUAGAAUAUCUACCGUGGCCCCAGUGACUCUCCAUUACCUGCCAUAUCCGAGGAGAACAUUAAAUCUGCGAUCUCAGCCUCUGAGGUGAGCAACAGCUAAGACUUUAGAACAAACAAAGGCUUCUAGUGUGCAUCCUAAGCCUCCAUUGCUGAACUAAAAGGAUAAGCCUUGCUUGAUGACCAUCAUUUGCCUCCACACAUCGUAUAGUUCUUGAGAGAUUUCUAGAAGAUUUCUAGUGCAGUCGUAAUGCAUUCGUUCAUCACCCACUCACAAUGGUGCAACAAGUACCGGUUAUCAGCAGCAGUCCAGAUGAUCAACCCCGCUGUUAUCAUUAUUCAUCAUAGAGUAAGCAACACGCUACCACCCACUACCCAGCGAGCCUAAAGUAAUCGGAUCUUUCCUUCCGUGGUGCGUGGGGGGGUGGGAGUGUCA
This is a messenger RNA of Botrytis cinerea B05.10, 2309 nucleotides long. It is a transcript of the gene Bcqri1, whose product is annotated as Bcqri1. Gene Ontology annotation, biological process: UDP-N-acetylglucosamine biosynthetic process. The record is from RefSeq and is a predicted model, not a curated record. NCBI's taxonomy places the organism in Eukaryota, Fungi, Ascomycota, Leotiomycetes, Helotiales, Sclerotiniaceae. Bases 182 to 1726 code for a protein of 514 amino acids. The transcript has 2 exons. Gene Ontology annotation, molecular function: UDP-N-acetylglucosamine diphosphorylase activity.